GCUGAGAUAACACCGGAGGCGCAGACAAGGAAGGGGAGGGGAGGGAGAGGAUCGUACCACUACCACCCUGUUUGUUAAUCGGCAAUCAUAGUCCAGCGCCAAAGAGUAAAGAAGGAGAGAAACCCUCCCCGCCUCCUCCUCCUCCUCGUUCCCUUUAUCCCCCAUUACUCACAGCCCCCCUGACAAGACCCACCACGGGCGGAGCUGAGAGAGGGAGGAGAAGAGUGGAGGCUUCGCGGGGGAGAGAUGCAGCGGCGGCGGGCGCAGACGUGGGCGGGGGUGGGGAAGACGGCGCAGGCGGCGGCGGCGCACGCAGCGCUCUUCUGCUUCACGCUCCUCCUCGCCCUCAGGGUCGACGGCCGCACCGACUCCUCCUGGUGGAUUAUAUUCAUCCCGCUGUGGCUAUUUCAUGGAGUGGCCGCCCGUGGAAGGUUUUCAAUGCCAGCCCCUUCAUUGCCUCAUGGGCGUCAUUGGGCUCCUUGUCAUUCUGUUGUUGCAGCACCAUUGCUAAUCGCCUUCGAGCUGCUACUUUGCAUAUAUCUUGAAAGCUUAAGAGUUAAGAAUCAUCCAGCUGUUGAUAUGAAGAUCGUGUUCCUUCCUCUGCUGACUUUUGAAGUGAUUAUUCUUGUUGACAAUUUUAGAAUGUGUAAAGCUUUAAUGCCAGGGGAUGAAGAAAGCAUGAGCGACGAAGCUAUUUGGGAGACACUUCCUCAUUUCUGGGUCGCAAUCUCUAUGGUGUUUCUUAUAGCUGCGACAACCUUCACACUUCUCAAGUUAUCUGGUGAUGUUGGUGCUUUGGGAUGGUGGGAUUUAUUUAUAAAUUAUGGGAUUGCAGAGUGUUUUGCUUUUCUUGUUUGUACAAGAUGGUUUAAUCCCAUGAUUCAUAGGCCUCCUACUCAUGGGGAGGCUAGCUCAUCAUCAUCAGCUAUUAGAUAUCGUGAUUGGGAGAGUGGUCUUGUCCUCCCAUCACUUGAAGACCAUGAGCAAGAGAGGAUUUGUGGCCUUCCAGACAUAGGAGGUCAUCUCAUGAAAAUACCGCUGGUGGUUUUCCAAGUUUUGCUUUGUAUGCGAUUGGAGGGUACACCACCUAGCGCUCGCUACAUUCCAAUAUUUGCUCUUUUCUCCCCACUAUUUAUUCUACAAGGAGCUGGUGUCCUUUUCUCGAUAGGAAGAUUGGUGGAGAAACUUGUUCUGCUAUUGCGUAAUGGACCAGUUAGUCCGAAUUACCUUACAGUAUCAUCAAAAGUCCGUGAUUGUUUCGCUUUUCUUCAUCACGGGUCAAGGCUUCUUGGUUGGUGGUCUAUUGAUGAAGGGAGCAAGGAAGAGCAAGCUCGGCUGUUUUAUACUGAAUCUAACGGGUACAAUACAUUCUCUGGUUACCCACCUGAGGUAGUAAAGAAAAUGCCCAAGAAGGAUUUAGCAGAAGAGGUAUGCCUUUUACUGUUUUGUGAUUCUAUAAUCAUUUACCACAUUAGAGUUUUAUUCACUACCUGUGAUUAUCAACAAAAGCAACAACUUUCCUACUUGUUCACUUUCAGGUUUGGAGACUCCAGGCAGCGUUGGGAGAGCAAUCUGAAAUCACCAAGUCUACCCAGCAGGAAUAUGAAAGGCUUCAAAAUGAGAAGGUACUUUGUAGGAUUUGCUACGAGGGAGAAAUAUGCAUGGUCAUACUUCCCUGCCGGCACAGAACGUUAUGCAAGUCAUGUGCUGAGAAGUGCAAAAGAUGUCCAAUCUGCCGUAACCCCAUCGAGGAGCGCAUGGCUGUAUAUGAUGUUUAAACCUCGCUAACUAAGCUGAACAUUGCAAAUCUGUACAUGUGGGCUGUGUGAUGUGCAUAUGUGCUCCGAUCACAACUUUAAGCUGAUUGAGGUCUGCACAACUCCAGAAAAGUUCAGCAAUAUGGAGAAAAUAUAUCUUGUCUAACCAAAAGGAAGGAAAAGAUAGCUGCUGAGCAUUUUCGGGUUCCAGUUAUGUAUUAUCAGUCUGUAAGUAUGUCACCUUGGCUCCUUUUUGUGCCUCAUAGAUGUUCCCGUUUGACUUAGGUUGUGUUCACUGUAAAUAAAAAUGUCUCGUUUGUUUUUUGUGCUCCUUGACCUUGAGAAAAAAGAGAGUAAAUGUUAAUGUCUCUGGAAUGGCAUCUCAUGGA
Triticum aestivum (bread wheat) is the source of this 2146-nucleotide messenger RNA. RefSeq lists its product as uncharacterized. The record is from RefSeq and is a predicted model, not a curated record. The transcript is spliced from 13 exons. NCBI's taxonomy places the organism in Eukaryota, Viridiplantae, Streptophyta, Magnoliopsida, Poales, Poaceae. Bases 247 to 1788 code for a protein of 513 amino acids.